Rana temporaria (common frog) is the source of this 1572-nucleotide messenger RNA. RefSeq names its product E3 ubiquitin-protein ligase Midline-1-like. The transcript has a single exon. The coding region runs from base 1 to 1572 and encodes 523 amino acids. NCBI's taxonomy places the organism in Eukaryota, Metazoa, Chordata, Amphibia, Anura, Ranidae. The record is from RefSeq and is a predicted model, not a curated record. Gene Ontology annotation, molecular function: zinc ion binding; protein binding.
AUGGAGAUCUCCGGCUUGAUAGACAGGCUGAGCUGCUCGAUCUGCCUGAACGUCUUUGCCGUGCCGGUAACCCUGACCUGCGGGCACAACUUCUGCCGGGCUUGCAUCGCUCAGGCACUGGGGGCACAAGAUGCUUCCGGAGUCUAUUCCUGCCCAGAGUGCCGAGCGGAAUUCCCGGACUGUCCGGCUCUGCAAGCCAACAGCAACCUCCAAAACAUAGUGGAGAUGUUCUACUCCGAGCAGCCGGAAUCGGAGGGAUUCGCCGUUCUGUGCACGUUCUGCGUGGAUUCUCCGGCACCCGCGGUGAAAACGUGUCUGCGCUGCGAAAGUUCUUUGUGCCACGACCACCUGAAAGCCCACAGCAAAUCAGACCAGCACAUCCUAAUCGAUCCCGCUGCCUCCCUGGAAGAUCGAAAAUGCUCCUUCCACAAAAAAAAGCUGAUGCUUUAUUGUUACGAUGAUGAAAAAUUGAUUUGUGUCGACUGCUGCCCUGCGGAGCACGAGGUGGAGCUGAUCGAUGAAGCAUCUGAGAAGAAGAAGGGAAAGCUGAGGAAGCUUCUCGAUGUAUUGGCCUCCAAGGAAGAGGACAUUGAUGGUCAGAUCUGGAAUUUUCAGGAGAAGGUCAGAGAAAGGGAAGAAAAGGUCCUCGACUUAGCAGACAAGGCAACUGCUCUGUUCAGAAACAUCCGGAGGCAACUGGAAGAUCUGGAGAAAAGAGUCCUGACCGAGGUCUUCAGAGGGGGCGAGGAGUUUUCCCAGCAUGUCUCAGGUCUGAUCAAGCCUCUCCAAGUCAAGAAGGACGAGCUGUCCAGAAAGAGACAACACCUCGAGGAGCUGUGCAACAUGGCCGACCCAAUAGGGAUCUUGCAGGAGCAGAAGUUGGACUUUCGCACCCCCGAGGAAUGGGAUAAACGUUUCCUAAAUAGAGGCGAUAUCCGGAGUCUUGGCACAGGAGACCUGGAUGAAGGUCUGACCUUGGAGACCAUUCACUUAGGACUGUCGGACAUUGUGAACAAUCUUUCCUCAAAGAUCUCCAUCCUCGAAGCUUCAGACAUAGUUCUGGAUGUAAACACAGCAGCAGCCAACAUAGCCGUGUCACCGGACAGGAAAAUGGCGUUGUUGCCCCAGACAGACCAGUAUUAUCCAGAAUCACCAGAGAGGUUUGAGGACGGCCAAGUGAUAAGCUGCAAGAGCUUCUCAUCAGGGCGGCACUUCUGGGAAGUGGAGACCAGCGAACUGGGAGACUGGAUGAUGGGCCUGGCGUACCCCUCCAUAGACAGGCAUGGGGACCAUUCGUGGCUGGGAGAAAACGCCAGGUCCUGGUGUCUAACCAGAUAUCGCAAUCAGUACUCGGUGAUACACGAUGGAGAAGAGCUCCUCAUACCCUUCCAGAGCCUGGGUCGGAGAUUCAGGGUCUACCUGGAUUACGAAGGUGGACGGCUGUCCUUUUAUGAGCUGGGGAACCAAAUCAGACACUUGCACACUUUUUCCACCGUCUUUACGGAGCCCCUCCAUGCUGCUUUUGGUGUUCUAGAGGACCAAGAGGACUGCUGGUUGAGAAUCAGAAGUUAG